CAGGGAGAGUUUUGUUCGCGUUGGGAUCGUGCGGAAAGGCGAUGCCACUACAAUUGAUGCAUCAUAAACAUCAGUCGGUAAGGCCGUCUUCCAGACAACAGCGCGGUAAAUGACAUGAAAGCAACAUUACAGCACGGUGCACGUCACUAAGGGGGACAGCACAUAGCCUGCAGCCAAGUGGACAGCAAUGGCACCGAUAAGACCAAACACGAAACGCAUCGAAUUUGCGGAAGUGAGCGGGCGGGUGGGGCCUCGCCAGUAAUGUGACCACAGACGCCGUUAGGAUUGCGUGAAACGAAGCGUUAUGUAUGACCCUACAAAGACCCGUGGAGAUUUUUAAGGCCGGACGCGAAAUGAAACGAGGACGUGCGCAAUGUUGAAGGGGCGACUGAAAUAGAGUUUAUAUGCACUAAUUGUCUGGCGCUGAGUGAGGGGGCUAACUAACACCAAGAGGAUUACCAUCAUCAUCAUCAUCACACAAGCGAGAUCUCAUGACUGGAGCAAUGUGAAACGCUGAUAUCGCUCAUUCCUUCAGUAUAUUGAGGAAUAAUAAUGAACAACGCGCAAGAUAUGUCUCCCGAUUUUGUCUUGAUGCGCCUGGUCUCCGCGGCCGAGGAUGACCGCUUGGACGAGGAGAAUGGGAAUCUGUCGUCGGGCACCGGACUGACGGUGGCUAUCAAGGGGAACUUUGAAUGCACGCAGAAUCACGGCCACAUCUCGGCGGUGAACAAAGCUCCGCAGGCCAGCGGAACGGAGGCACCUGACGCGGGAGUGAUGGCGACUAGACCUGCGCUGUCUGUGCCGCCUCCUCCUCUUCAUUCAUCCGAGGCCCACGGGUACGAUCUCACCCACCGAGGUGGAAUGGGGCCUCAGCUGUUGGUGUUCAGAAACAUAUCGAGAGACUCGGAAGCAUUUGCCGAGAACAACUCGGAGGAUCAGCGCAGGGCUUUUGAGGACCAAGCGGUACUCGCUUCCGAAUCUGGCGCUGUGGACGCUCAGCAUCCGCCUACAUGGACGCUGCAUCCGCAGCUCAAGCUGCCAGCGGUUGCUACGGAUACGGAUGGAGCCGAGCUGUGCCACCGGCAUCGCUUGAUCACAGACAAACAAGACUGGCCGCCGGUGGUGGAUCACAAAACGAGCUCGAUGACAGAGCCGGGCUGGAGCUGCACGACGGCACAGCGGCAGCUCCAGCUGCCCGACGGUCCCGUGCUGGAGCUUGCGAGGAAAUUCGGCGAGCUGGGAGUCGCUCCGGUACCCGAGUUUCUGCUCAAGGAUGGCGAGCUGCAGCACUGCUCGUGUCAAAGCGUGCUCGGCUCGGCUGGAAUCAGGCAGGGAGAGGACCCGACCGAGACCAGCGAUGCUCUGCUGGUGCUGGAGGGCCUCGGGUCAGAGGAGGUGAACGGCCUGGGCAUCAAUGCCUGCCAGAAGACCGAGUCUCAGAACGCUGAGCCGGGCGCGUUUACGCUCAAGUGUUUCCCGUCGGUGCUGUCCGGACAGGCUAUGGGGGUGUCCGGGGGACUUUGCUCGCCGGCGUGUUGUUUGUUACGAGACUCGGUAAACACAAGGCCUCAGGCCCCUACCAGCGACAAACUGACUCCCGAGGUCCUGUCCCAAGCCGAACCCAGCCAGAACACCCCGUGCUCUAGCCAGGCGUCCACACCGAAGGCUCGGCCGGACAGGAGCACGACCCGGGCGCAUCUUUCCGCUGCGAGCGGAGGUGAGAAGACUCUGAAAGUACCAGGGAAAUCCAGGAAGGGCUCGCUUAAAAUACGCCUGAGUAAACUUUUCAGAACUAAAAGCUGUAGUGGCUCUAACAACCUUUUGGACAAGAGACCCUCAGUCACGUUCUCCAUAUCCUCAGCGGGCAGUUUAGUUGACAUGUCUGGAGCGAGCGGUGGGGAACAAGACACGGCCAGCCAACCUGGACUAACAAGGGCACAAAGUGCCUUUUCUGCAGCCUCUUUUACUCCCGUUUUUACAGGAGAGACUGUGUCCUUGGUUGAUGUGGACAUCUCUCAGAGAGGCAGGAACUCCCCUCACCCUCCCACUCCUCCACCUCCCCCUCGGCGGAGCCUCAGUCUGCUAGACGAUAUAGGUGGGCCGCAGCCUGGGCCUUUCCUAGUGAGUGUAAUGGGGGCCUCCCUGCAGUCUCUCCCUCUGCCUCUUCCUCCUCCUCCCCCUCUCCACGCUACCAUCCAGCAUAGUCUCAGCCUCAAUGAUGCUUUCUUCCGGGCACUUCCACAUUCGGCCCCAUCACCAAUGGAGACUCCGGCCCCUGCUCGAGUGGCCCCACCCCCAAUCAUGUGUCCACUGAGAGGAGCCGAUUCCAGCAGCUUCACUGCCAGCCUGAGAGAGCUGGAGCGGUGUGGCUGGUAUUGGGGGCCGAUGAACUGGGAGGAUGCUGAAAUGAAGCUUAGAGGAAAACCAGAUGGCUCGUUUUUGGUGCGGGACAGUUCAGACCCACGGUACAUCCUCAGCCUCAGCUUUCGCUCACAGGGAGUCACACACCACACGCGUAUGGAGCACUACAGAGGAACCUUCAGUUUAUGGUGCCACCCUAAAUUUGAGGACCGUUGCCAUUCUGUGGUCGAAUUCAUUGAGCGAGCCAUCAUGCACUCUAAAAAUGGAAAAUUCCUCUACUUCCUACGUUCACGUGUACCUGGGUUGCCCCCGACCCCUGUUCAGCUGCUCUAUCCGGUCUCACGCUUCAGCAAUGUGAAAUCACUCCAGCAUCUGUGCCGUUUCUGCAUUCGACAACUCGUCCGCAUAGACCACAUCCAGGAGCUGCCCCUUCCGAAACCACUCAUUGUCUACUUGAGGAAGUUCUAUUACUAUGAUCCAGAGGAAGAGAUGUACCUGUCAAUCAAAGGCAUGCGCCAGGCAGCAGGUGUGGAACAGGAAGCCGAGUCUGAAACAUAGCCAGAUCGCUCCUUUUCACUGAUUUCUGUGUGUGGGUAAUAGAUGGAACAGCGCAUGGACACUUCCUGGUGCACAGCUCUGCUCCAACUCCCUGCCAGUCUUCCAGCAGAAGCCAAUGAACAUCAGCCGACUGGCCCCUCCUCUUUGACCAAUACGCGGACAGAGGGAGUACAGAGGAGUGCUGGAAUACUGUCUAUGUUGAGCAGGCAAAUAAAUCCAGAGACUGACAUGAUAGACAAAGGACUUGAAAGGUCACUGGACAGCAAACAGUGGACUUAUAAAAAAAAAAGAAUAAGUUAAAAAAAACGAACGAGGACAUUUGACUUGGGGUACUAGCAAAAGCCUUCAUCUGUAGGUUAUAUUACACUGGAGUUUUUAAACUGGCCAGUUUGUGAAACCGUCUCUGUUUGGUUCUUCUUUCUUUCCUCAUCAGGCCCCUGCCCCUGGGUGGAGUGUGUGACCCCUUUAUUUGUCCUUUCCCUGAUUGUAACUCCUUCAGUCUGAUCAGGCCACAUGAACUGUAUUUUGAGUAAAAGACAAAGUAAACUUGAAAAUAAGUGGUGGUAUACUUGAUGACUUUUUCACAUUAUUUAUGAUUUAGGAUUAUAAUCGGUUGAAUUUAAGUUGGUCUCAACACUGGAUGCAUCUGUUUUUCCUUGCAGAUCACUAUAUUAAGUUACUAUGCAUAUAUAUUUGAGUGACCCUGGACCACAAAACCAGUCAUAAGUAGUACAGGAAUAUUUAUAGCAAUAGCCAAAAUUACAUUUGCAUAGGUCAAAUUUUUCGAUUUUUCUUUUAUGCCAGACACCAUUAGGAUAUUCAGUUAAGAUCAUGUUCGAUUAAGAUAUUUUGUAAAUUUCCUACUGUAAAUAUAAAAAACUUAAUUUUUGAUUAGUAAUAUGCAUUGCUAAGAACUUAAUUUGGACAACUUUAAAGGGGUCAUCGGAUGCAAGCUUCACUUUUACAUGUUGUUUCACUUACAGCAGAAGUGACUAUAAGGGUUUUUUUUAUGAAUCUCUGCAAUCACCUUUUCUAAUAACGUGCUAGUUAGCAAGUUUCGCGGCUAAACACGCUAAAUGUGGCUAAAGUAAACAAUCUCUCAGAGCAGCACAUCACUCAGCACGCAGAGCUCAUUUGCAUUUAAAGGAACAAUUCCUCAGAAUUUUUGCAGAACUCAUUUUGACAAGGUAAAAAGGGUGUUGUUUUACACAGCCAUUGAGAAUUUUUAACCGAAGUAUAUUAUAGACUUUUAAUUACACCCUAAAGAAUCAUAUCAACUUGUGGAAAAUGGGCAUCCGAUGACCUCUUUAAAGACGAUUUUCUCAAUAUUUAGAUUUUUUGCACCCUCAGAUUCCAGAUUUUGUCCAAUAUUGACCUAUUCUAACCUAACAAACCAUAUAUCAAUGGAAAGCUUAUUUAUUUAGCUUUCAGAUGAUGUACAAAUCUCAAGUUAAAAACUACCCUUAUAUCUGUUUUUGUGGUCCAGGGUCAUAUAUAUAUAUAAUUGAUAAGUUGUUCUGUAUUAAGGCAAGGCAACACAGGCAAAGACAUUGUUUUUUCAUGCACUGGUCAAUAUUGAGAUUUUAAGAAUUGGCUUUUCAUAAUGUGAUAUUUCAGACUAGUGGAAAGGAAACAUCCCAAAUACACAAUUUUGUUGUAUGCACUUUAUCCAUUUGUGUCUAUUUGGGAUUUCAAUUACGAUACACUUCAAUAAUGCCUACACCAAACUUUACAGUUUUUUUCUUGUCUAUAUUCUGAAUGUUUUAGGGAGGA
Labeo rohita (rohu) is the source of this 4692-nucleotide messenger RNA. RefSeq names its product suppressor of cytokine signaling 7 (gene socs7). The coding region runs from base 553 to 2919 and encodes 788 amino acids. Gene Ontology annotation, biological process: phosphatidylinositol phosphate biosynthetic process; intracellular signal transduction. The record is from RefSeq and is a predicted model, not a curated record. Gene Ontology annotation, cellular component: phosphatidylinositol 3-kinase complex. Gene Ontology annotation, molecular function: 1-phosphatidylinositol-3-kinase regulator activity. Lineage: Eukaryota; Metazoa; Chordata; Actinopteri; Cypriniformes; Cyprinidae. The transcript has 10 exons.